This is a messenger RNA of Macaca mulatta (Rhesus monkey), 4302 nucleotides long. The record is from RefSeq and is a predicted model, not a curated record. NCBI's taxonomy places the organism in Eukaryota, Metazoa, Chordata, Mammalia, Primates, Cercopithecidae.
CUGUACUUUUGUGAAGAUUUUAUUUAAAUUCCUUAUUGAUCAGUGCUUAUAAGGUGAUUUGGAAUAACCAUGUAAAAACAAUAUACAACGAAAGUAAGCUAAAAAUCUAUAUACAAUUCCUAGAAAGGAAAAGGCAAAUAUAGAGAGUGGCGGAAGUUCCCAACAUUUCUAGUGUUUUCCUUUUGAGGCAGAGAGGGGAUUGGCAUUAGGCUAUUGGAGGAUUUUGAAAGGAUGCUGUUAUCCUUCUGUGGACAAAAACAACAACAUAUUAACAGUUAAACGUGGAGACAUUUCAGGGGGAUCUUUCAGAAGAUACAUUUCUAAUUUUGGGGGGGAGUCAGCUCUUCACCAGAGACCCGAAUACAGCAAAUCAAGUCGCCUGCCCUGGCAACACUUUCAAAAGACUGGAGUGGGAAUCAGAGCUUCACGGGUUAAAAAGCCGAUGUCACAUCAGCCGUUCGAAACUCCUCCUCUCACAGUGAGGUGAAGACAUUUGAAAAUCACCCCACUGCAAACUCCUCCCCCUGCUAGAAACCUCACGUUGAAAUGCUGUAAAUGACGUGGGCCCCCGAGUGCAAUCGCGGGAAGCCAGAGUUUCCAGCGAGGACACAGCGGGUCCUGAUCCGGGUCGGGACACUUUCUGGCAGAAGCAGCGAGCAUGGGGCCCUGGGGCUGGAAACUGCGCUGGACCGUCGCCUUCCUCCUCGCCGCGGCGGAGGCUGCAGUGGGCGACAGAUGUGAAAGAAACGAGUUCCAGUGCGAAGACGGGAAAUGCAUCUCCUACAAGUGGGUCUGCGAUGGCACCGCUGAGUGCCAGGAUGGCUCUGAUGAGUCCCAAGAGACGUGCUUGUCUGUCACCUGCAAAUCCGGGGACUUCAGCUGCGGGGGCCGUGUCAACCGCUGCAUUCCUCAGUUCUGGAGGUGUGAUGGCGAAGUGGACUGUGAGAACGGAUCAGAUGAGCAAGACUGUCCCCCCAAGACGUGCUCCCAGGACGAGUUUCGCUGCCACGAUGGGAAAUGCAUCUACCGGCAGUUCGUCUGUGACUCAGACCGGGACUGCUUGGACGGCUCGGACGAGGCCUCCUGCCCGGUGCUUACCUGCGGCCCCGCCAGCUUCCAGUGUAACAGCUCCACCUGCAUCCCCCAGCUGUGGGCCUGCGACAACGACCCCGACUGCGAAGAUGGCUCGGAUGAGUGGCCUCAGCACUGUCAGGGUCUUGAAGUGCCCAAAAGGGACAGUAGCCCCUGCUCGGCCUUCGAGUUCCACUGUCGAAGUGGCGAGUGCAUCCACUCUGGCUGGCGCUGUGAUGGAGGCCCCGACUGCAAGGACAAGUCUGACGAGGAGAAUUGCCCUGUGGCCACCUGUCGCCCUGACGAAUUCCAGUGCUCUGAUGGAACUUGCAUCCAUGGCAGCCGGCAGUGUGACCGGGAAUAUGACUGCAAGGACAUGAGCGAUGAAGUUGGCUGCAUUAACGUGACACUCUGCGAGGGGCCCAACAAGUUCAAGUGUCACAGCGGCGAAUGCAUCAGCCUGGACAAAGUCUGCAACAUGGCUAGAGACUGCCGGGACUGGUCAGAUGAACCCAUCAAGGAGUGUGGGACCAACGAAUGCUUGGACAACAACGGUGGCUGUUCCCACAUCUGCAACGACCUUAAGAUCGGCUACGAAUGCCUGUGUCCCGACGGCUUCCAGCUGGUGGCCCAGCGAAGAUGCGAAGAUAUCGAUGAGUGUCAGGAUCCCGACACCUGCAGCCAGCUCUGCGUGAACCUGGAGGGGAGCUACAAGUGCCAGUGUGAGGAAGGCUUCCAGCUGGACCCCCACACCAAGGCCUGCAAAGCUGUGGGCUCCAUCGCCUACCUCAUCUUCACCAACCGGCACGAGGUCAGGAAGAUGACGCUGGACCGGAGUGAGUACACCAGCCUCAUCCCCAACCUGAGGAAUGUGGUCGCUCUGGACACGGAGGUGGCCAGCAAUAGAAUCUAUUGGUCCGACCUGUCCCAGAGAAUGAUCUACAGCACCCAGCUUGACAGAGCCCACAGCGUCUCCUCCUACGACACCGUCAUCAGCAGGGACCUCCAGGCCCCCGACGGGCUGGCUGUGGACUGGAUCCACAGCAACAUCUACUGGACCGACUCUGUCCUGGGCACUGUCUCCGUUGCGGAUACCAAGGGUGUGAAGAGGAAAACGUUAUUCAGAGAGAACGGCUCUAAGCCAAGGGCCAUCGUGGUGGAUCCUGUUCAUGGCUUCAUGUACUGGACUGACUGGGGAACUCCCGCCAAGAUCAAGAAAGGGGGCCUGAACGGUGUGGACAUCUACUCGCUGGUGACUGAAAACAUUGAGUGGCCCAAUGGCAUCACGCUAGAUUUCCCCAGUGGCCGCCUCUACUGGGUUGACUCUAAACUUCACUCCAUCUCAAGCAUCGACGUCAACGGGGGCAACCGGAAGACCAUCUUGGAGGACAAAGAGAGGCUGGCCCACCCCUUCUCCUUGGCCAUCUUUGAGGACAAAGUAUUUUGGACAGAUAUCAUCAACGAAGCCAUUUUCAGUGCCAACCGCCUCACAGGUUCUGAUAUCAAUUUGUUGGCCGAAAACCUACUGUCCCCAGAGGAUAUGGUCCUCUUCCACAACCUCACCCAGCCAAGAGGAGUGAACUGGUGUGAGAUGACCACGCUGAGCAAUGGCGGCUGCCAGUAUCUGUGCCUACCUGCCCCACAGAUCAACCCCCAGUCGCCCAAGUUUACCUGCACCUGCCCGGACGGCAUGCUGCUGGCCAAGGACAUGAGGAGCUGCCUCACAGCUCUGGGCGACGUUGCUGGCAGAGGAAAUGAGAAGAAACCCAAGAGCGUGGGGGCUCUGUCCAUCGUCCUCCCCACUGUGCUCCUCGUCUUCCUCUGCUUGGGGGCCUUCCUCCUCUGGAAGAACUGGCGGCUGAAGAGCAUCAACAGCAUCAACUUUGACAACCCUGUCUAUCAGAAGACCACAGAGGAUGAGGUCCACAUUUGCCGCAACCAGGACGGCUACAGCUACCCCUCGAGACAGAUGGUCAGUCUGGAGGAUGACGUGGCGUGAACAUCUGCCUGGAGUCCCUGGAGUCCGUCCCUGCCCAGAACGCUUCCUGAGACCUCGCCGGCCUCGUUUUAGUCAAAGACAGAGAAGACCAAAGCAUUGCCUGCCAGAGCUUUGUUUUAUAUAUUUAUUCAUCUGGGAGGCAGAACAGGCUUCGGACAGUGUCCAUGCAGUGGCUUGGGCUGGGAUUUUUGCUUUCUUUACUUGUGAAGGAGGAGAGAAACAGGCCCAGGGGCACCAGGAUGACAUGUCCAUUUGGAAGUUUUGAGUUUCUCUCCACUGUGACACAAUCCUCAAACGUGAAAGAUGAAAGGGCAGGGGAUGUCAGGUCCAGAGAAGCAAGUGGCUUUCAACACACGACAGCAGAUGUCACCAACGGGACCCCUGGCCCUGCCUCGUCCACCAGUCUCUAAGCCGAACCCUUAAACUCAGGAGUCAACGUGUUUACCUCUUCUACGCAAGCCUUGCUCAACAGCCAAGUUAGCCUUUGCCCUGUCACCCCCGAAUCAGGACCCACCCGGUGUCUUUCAAGCUGGGCUUGUACCUUCCUCAAACCAGGAAAGGGAUUCAUGGCGUCGGAACUGAUCUGGCUGAAUCCGUGGUGGCACUGAGACCAAACUCAUUCACCAAAUGAUGCCACUUCCCAGAGGGAGAGCCUGAGUCUCUGGUCACCCUUAAUAUUUAUUAAGUGCCUGAGACACCCGGUUACCUUGGCCAUGAGGACACGUGGCCUGCACCCAGGUGUGGCUGUCAGGACGCCAGCCUGGUGCCCAUCCUCCCCACCCCUACCCACUUCCAUUCCUGUGGUCUCCUUGCACUUUCUCAGUUCAGAGUUGUACAUUGUGUAAAUUCAGCAUCUGUGUUGUUUUGCACUGUUUUCUGUCGUGUGUGUUGGGAUGGGAUCCCAGGCCAGGGAAAGCCCGUGUCAAUGAAUGCCAGAGACAGAGAGGGGCAGGUUGACCGGGAUUUCAAAGCCGUGAUGGUGAAUAUUGAGAACUGCCAUUGUCUUCUUUAUGUCUGCUCACCUAGUGCCUCCACUACUAUGCAAAUGCCUCCAAGCCAUUCACAUCCCCGAUCUUGUCAUUGAUGGGUAUGUGUUUAAAACAUGCAUGGUAAGGCCAGGUGCAAUGGCUCAUGCCUGUAAUCCCAGCACUUUGGGAGGCCCAGGAGGGCGGAUCAUCUGAGGUUAGGAGUUCGAGACCAGCCUGGCCAACAUGGUGAAACUCUGUCUCUAC